AAUACACAUCAGGGAAAAGAACAAAGCCGACGAGACGAUCUGGAAGCGUUGGGCCACAUGUUCAUGUAUUUCUUGCGUGGUAGUCUACCAUGGCAAGGAUUGAAAGCGGAUACUCUAAAGGAGCGCUACCAAAAAAUUGGCGACACGAAGCGCGCCACGCCAAUCGAGUCGUUGUGCGAAGGUCAUCCCGAAGAGAUGGCAACGUAUUUGCGCUACGUGCGUCGCCUUGACUUCUUCGACACGCCCGAUUACGAGUACCUGAGAAAGCUCUUCCAGGACCUUUACGACAGGAGAGGCUUCCUUCACGAUGGCGAAUUCGACUGGACCGGCAAAACCAUGUCGACACCAGUGGGAUCGUUGCAGACAGGCCAGGAGAUCGUAGUGUCACCAAAUCGGGACAGACACCCGACGAAUUACAAGGAAUGCGAUGAUUUUGAAGAAGACACGAUUCUCAUGAUGAAUGAAAUCUGUUGCACGGAGGUGCGGGGCAAUUACGACGCGGCUGGCGGCGGGGUGGGACGAGGGGGCGGUAAGGGGGCAGGUGCCACGUGGCCCGACCAAGUCAAGCAAUCGGGCACCGGUGGCACCUUGACACCCGCCGAUAGACACGGCUCCGUUCAGGUCGUAUCCUCAACAAACGGAGAACUGGCAAAUGACGAUCCAACUGCUGGCCACUCAAACACACCAAUAACUGCACCUCCAGAAGUGGAAAUGAUAGACGAAACCAAAUGCUGCUGCUUCUUCAAGCGAAAGAAGAAGAAGGCUGGUCGGCAAAAAUGACUGAGUGUGGCCGUAGGCACCAAUGCGGUACAGUGCGCGGAUAUGAAUGUUGGCGUGGUCCCCGAGCACUAUCAACAGUAUCACCAUUCGAUCAGCGGCGGUGGUGGUGGACGCGAGAAUGGCGGUGACGGAGGUGGUUAUGCUGAGCCAAGGCGUAGUGGACGAGGACUGAUAAUCCGAGGUGGUGGAUGCGAUACGGAACGCGAGGCUGUGACUUUAUUGCGUGCAAGCAGCCACUCGGCUUCCCGUGACUCUGUGCUUCACACGACUGUUACUCUCACGCCGACACCUACGCCGCCGCCGCUGUCCAACUGAUCGCCGCAGUUGUACUCCACGUCGACGAUCUGCCUGCACUCGCGACAGAUGCAUUGAUUAUCAAAUGUUCACUGUCAUCAUCGUUAUUAUUAUCCAUUAACUAUUCUUCUCGUUUUUUUUACUACUAUUACUAUCUACUAUCUAUUACUACUACUACUACAUUUUACGGUUAACUGCUAUUGUAUUCUUAUCCAUUAUUUUAUUAUUUUUACAUUUACUACUACGAACCGGACCUUAUUGCAAUUAUUCAUCGUCCUAUUCAUGGUCAUCGAUCGAUGAACGUUGUUGUAACUCGCGCGAGCGAGCAUGUAAGAGAUAGAGAACGUGUGUACACCUCUUUUACAAGGUUAUUGCCGUUCCAUGCUUACGAUAUUGUGUCGUAUAAGCGAACAAACCAGCGCGCGAGGCUCGACGUCGCGUAUCGCAUGCACACCCACAACAAACACACACAAACACACCCACUAUACAAGACGUUGACGGAAAAAUAACUUAAUUAUCUGAUGCGUGCGACGAGAAAUGCUUCUCCGCGCGAUACGCUAUUAUCUUGCGCUCUUCUCUCUCGGGAAAAAAUUUAGGAAAGUAUAAAUAUUAUAUAUAAAUGUAAAGCAUAAGAGAUAUAAAGUGCGUGAGUGCUGCAUAUGCGUGCCUGAGAGAUUGUACGGUUAAACGUGGAGCCAAGAAGCAUUUUAAACGCCCCCACCGACGCGACCCACUUUGCGCGGGCUAAGAAAAUAAGAGAGAGAAAGAGAGAGUGAGAGAGAGAAAGAGAGAGAGAAAGAAAGAGAGAGAGAGAGAGAUAGAGAGAGAGAGAAAUAUUUCAUCAUUUUUGUCUUUUGUCUCUUCGAUGGUGAAAAUACAUUAAUUCGAAAGGAAUUGAAUUGCAGGCAUUUUCCUUUUGUCUAGACAUAUUAAUCCCGCCGCUGAAUACACACUUGUUGAUUUGAUUCGUAAUUAAGGUACAGAUCAAAUUGCGAAUGCGACGAAUUUUCUGAUGCUUUUUUAAAUCACGGAAGGUAUCUUUUCCCCAUUCGUCUUACUUUUUUUAAAAAUGGAAGUUUGUUAAGCACGUGCGACUUUGACAGAGCAACUGGCGAGAGAGAGAGAGAGAGAGAGAGAGAGAGAGAGAGAGAGAGAGAGAGAGAGAGAGAGAGAGAGAGAGAGAGAGAGAGA
Molecule: messenger RNA, 2265 nt
Organism: Phymastichus coffea
Lineage: Eukaryota; Metazoa; Arthropoda; Insecta; Hymenoptera; Eulophidae
Gene: gish
Product: casein kinase I-like
Exons: 7
Coding region: 58-780 (240 amino acids)
Biological process (GO): endocytosis; peptidyl-serine phosphorylation; positive regulation of canonical Wnt signaling pathway
Cellular component (GO): nucleus; cytoplasm; plasma membrane
Molecular function (GO): protein serine/threonine kinase activity
Source: RefSeq, a predicted model, not a curated record